Messenger RNA from Spinacia oleracea (spinach), 723 nucleotides. RefSeq lists its product as uncharacterized. Gene Ontology annotation, biological process: DNA integration. NCBI's taxonomy places the organism in Eukaryota, Viridiplantae, Streptophyta, Magnoliopsida, Caryophyllales, Amaranthaceae. Gene Ontology annotation, molecular function: nucleic acid binding. The coding region runs from base 1 to 723 and encodes 240 amino acids. The record is from RefSeq and is a predicted model, not a curated record. The transcript is spliced from 2 exons.
AUGGAUCUCUUGGGCCCUUAUACCGCCGCCCCCUGGGGAAGGUGUUAUGUUAUUGUUGUUGUUGAUUACUUCACCAAAUGGGUGGAAGCAGAGGCAUUAAAGAACAUCAAGACUUACGAUUUGAAAGAAUUCAUCUGGAGAAAUAUUAUCACUCGGUUCGGCGUGCCGCAAUCAAUUUUCUUUGACAACGGACCCCAGUCCGAGACACCCAAGCUCACAGACUGGUUAGCAGAACACGGUAUAGCCAGUCAUUUUGCUUCGGUAGGUUGGCCGCAGGCAAAUGGACAAGUGGAAGCCUUUAACAAAAUCAUAUCUGAAGGGAUAAAGAAAAAGCUGGAUGAGGCUAAAGGAUUAUGGGCAGAUGAGUUUCCAAAUGUCUUUUGGUCUAUCCGCACCACGACAAAGAACUCUACGGGUGAGACUCCGUUCUUACUGGCCUAUGGGGCUGAAGCGGUUCUACCCAUUGAAAUGUGUGAACCAACUCUCCGAGUUAUAUUGUAUGAUGAGGAUGCUAACUGGGAAAUGAUGAAGGCUGCAUUAGAUUUUAUUCCAGAAGUCAGAGGUAAUGCCGCCCUCAGACAGAAGAUGGAAGCAGUGAGACGAGCUAAAGAGCAGAGAAAGCUGACUCCUACUUGGGAAGUCCCAUAUGAGAUAUAUGAUGCAGUGCGAGAUGGAACCUACCGCAUUCAAGAUAUGCAGGGUCGUCCAAUCCUCCAACCCUAG